AUGCUGCCCCUCCGCCCCGCGCUGCUGCCCAAGCGCUACCGAGGCGGCUCGGCUCCGCGCUCGCGGCCGGGCCGCGCGGCCGCCCGAGCGGCGGCGGCGGCGGCAGCAGCAGGAGGAGGAGGAGGGCGCGGCGGCGGCGGCGGGGCCCCGGCGUUGGGCCCGCGCGGCGGCGGCAGCGGGGCGGGCCGGGUGCCGGUCCGGCGGCGCGGGCCGGGGUCGCCGCGGGCUGCCCGGAGGGGGGCGGAGCAGGAGCUGCGCGAGCCGCCGCGCUCGUGCGCGAGCUGGCCGGUAGGGGCCGUUGCCACCCCCCGCAGGGGGAGGGGAGGCGGAGCCGGGCGCGGCGCGAGGCCGGGUCGCGCGGCGGCGGCGCUUCUCCUCGCCCAGCCGGCGGCGGCCCCCGCGGCGGUCAUGGCGGCCGUCCUGUCCCCGCGCCUCUGCGACAGCGACCCGGCCACGCCCGGCGCCCAGUCCUUGAAGGAUGACACAGAAGAAAAUUCCAAUGACGGCAGCCAGCCAUCCAAAAGACGACGUAUGGGCUCAGGGGACAGUUCUCGGAGCUGUGAAACUUCUAGUCAAGACCUUGGAUACAGCUAUUUUCCUGCUGAAAACUUGAUAGAAUACAAGUGGCCACCAGAUGAAACAGGAGAAUACUAUAUGCUUCAGGAGCAAGUCAGUGAAUAUUUGGGUGUGACUUCCUUUAAAAGAAAAUAUCCAGAUUUAGAAAGACGAGAUCUGUCUCACAAGGAGAAACUCUACCUCAGAGAACUAAAUGUUAUCACAGAGACUCAGUGCACACUAGGUCUAACAGCUUUGCGUAGUGAUGAAGUAAUUGAUCUUAUGAUUAAAGAAUACCCUGCCAAACAUGCUGAGUAUUCUGUUAUACUGCAAGAGAAAGAACGUCAGCGAAUAACAGAUCAUUAUAAAGAGUACUCUCAAAUGCAGCAGCAGAACACACAGAAAGUAGAAGCCAGUAAAGUUCCAGAAUAUAUUAAAAAAGCUGCCAAGAAAGCUGCAGAAUUCAACAGCAAUUUAAACCGAGAGCGGAUGGAAGAAAGAAGAGCCUAUUUUGAUUUACAGACACAUAUCAUCCAGGUGCCUCAAGGAAAAUACAAAAUCUUACCUACAGAGAGAACAAAGGUUAGUCCUUAUCCAGUGGCUCUCAUACCUGGCCAGUUCCAGGAGUACUACAAAAGAUACUCUCCAGAUGAACUUCGUUACUUGCCAUUAAACACAGCUCUUUACGAACCUCCUUUGGAUCCAGAGCUGCCUGCAUUAGACAGUGAUGGAGAUUCAGAUGAUGCAGAGGAAGGGCGAGGUGAUGAAAAACGGAAAACCAAAGGCAAUUCGCCAAAGGUCAUUCCAAAUGCUAUAUGUGGAAUUUGUCUGAAGGGUAAGGAGUCCAACAAGAAAGGAAAAGCUGAAGCUCUUAUACAUUGCUCCCAGUGUGACAACAGUGGCCACCCUUCUUGCCUUGAUAUGACCCCGGAGCUUGUUGCUAUGAUUAAGACUUAUCCUUGGCAAUGUAUGGAGUGUAAAACAUGCAUUAUAUGCGGGCAGCCUCACCACGAAGAAGAAAUGAUGUUCUGUGAUGUAUGUGACCGUGGUUAUCACACUUUUUGUGUGGGGCUUGAUGCUAUCCCUUCAGGUCGCUGGAUUUGUGAUUGUUGUCAGAAAGACCCUCCCGUACCCAGAAGAGGAGGAAGAAGGGGGAAAAACAGCAAGGAGGGCUAAAACCCCCCCAAAACUUGCUGUCCAAAACUUAACUGCACAAAUUAAAGUGACACUUUGGUGCUAUUUAACCAACCACUCUAAGAGGAACAAUGCCACUUUUUUUUUCUUUUUACCAAAUAAACUUUUAAUUUUGGCUAUAUAAUGGGUUUUUUGUGAUAAAAGUCACUAAUC
Gymnogyps californianus (California condor) is the source of this 1902-nucleotide messenger RNA. RefSeq names its product PHD finger protein 10 (gene PHF10). Gene Ontology annotation, cellular component: npBAF complex. The transcript is spliced from 11 exons. Lineage: Eukaryota; Metazoa; Chordata; Aves; Accipitriformes; Cathartidae. The record is from RefSeq and is a predicted model, not a curated record. Bases 1 to 1731 code for a protein of 576 amino acids.